Malania oleifera is the source of this 1938-nucleotide messenger RNA. RefSeq names its product pyruvate kinase 2, cytosolic-like. Lineage: Eukaryota; Viridiplantae; Streptophyta; Magnoliopsida; Santalales; Ximeniaceae. Bases 243 to 1817 code for a protein of 524 amino acids. Gene Ontology annotation, molecular function: potassium ion binding; magnesium ion binding; pyruvate kinase activity. The transcript has 16 exons. The record is from RefSeq and is a predicted model, not a curated record. Gene Ontology annotation, biological process: glycolytic process. Gene Ontology annotation, cellular component: cytoplasm.
AGCAUUGAGGUAUUCGAGAAUGGGAAGAGGGUAGUUGCCGGGAAAUUGCUGACCAGAAAGUUGAACAGAGGAAUGGGGUCUUCGGUAAUUCCACAUUGUCUGUGGACUCUGUCCAGCCUUGUCAUAAAUAUCACUACCUGCUCGUUUCCUGUCUCACUCACCCGCCAAAUCUCUCUCUCUCUCUCCUCUCUCUCUCUCUCUCUCUCUCUCCCUCUCCCUCUCUCUCUCUCCCACCGAUUACAAUGCCGGGUCAAAUGGCGGUGGACGAGCCUCUCCGGCUCGCCUCUGUUCUAACUUCUUCGAAACCCGGCUUUCUGCCAUCACUGACCAAAAUAGUUGGAACGCUUGGACCAAAGACCCGUUCAGUUGAGAUAAUUGAGGCAUGUUUAAAUGCAGGAAUGUCAGUUGCACGAUUCGAUUUCUCAUGGUUAGAUGAAGACUACCAUCAGGGUACCCUGGAUAAUUUGAGGAUUGCUGUAAAAAAUACUAAGAAGUUAUGUGCUAUAAUGCUAGACACUGUUGGCCCUGAACUUCAAAUUUAUAAUAAAUAUGGGAACCCAAUAGAGCUGAAAGCUGAUGAUCAUGUGACUAUUACGCCAGAUGCAACUAAUGAGCCAUCAGCUGGUGUUUUACCUGUAAAUUAUGCGGGACUGUCUGAGAAAGUAAAGAAGGGUGAUACUAUUUUUCUAGGCCAGUAUCUCUUCACAGGAAGUGAAACCACUUCUGUCUGGCUUGAGGUUCUAGAGGCGAAGGGUCCAGAUGUCAUUUGUAUAGUGAAGAAUAGUGCUAUUCUAUCAGGAUUUAUCUUCACCAUGCAUGUUGCCCAAGUCCAUGUCAAUUUGCCUACUUUGAACGACAUUGAUAAACAGGUUAUUUCAAGCUGGGGUUCACGGAACAAUAUUGACUUUGUUUCCCUUUCAUACACCCGACAUGUAGAAGAUGUUCGAGAGCUUAAAAAUUUCCUCAAAACACAAAAUCUGCAUGAAACUCGAAUAUUUGCCAAAGUUGAAACAGUGGAGGGUUUGAAACAUUUUGAUGAAAUCCUUAAGGAAGCAGAUGGUGUUAUUUUAUCUCGUGGAAAUUUAGGAAUUGACCUACCUCCAGAAAAGGUUUUCUUAUUUCAAAAGUCUGCUGUGCAUAAGUGCAACAUGGUUGGAAAACCUGCCAUAAUUACUCGAGUGGUUGAUAGUAUGACACAGAAUUUACGACCAACUCGUGCAGAGGCAACUGAUGUUGCUAACGCAGUUCUUGAUGGAACCGAUGGUAUAUUAUUAGGUGCAGAGACAGUUCGGGGCCUCUAUCCUGUUGAAGCGAUAAAGAUUGUGGGCAGAAUUUGUGCUGAAGCUGAAAAUGUUUACAAUCAGUCACUUCAGUUCAAAAGAAUUGUCAACCAUGUUGGGGAGCCUAUGUCUCAGGCAGAAUCAGUUGCUUCAUCUGCGGUACGUGCUGCUAUUAUAGUCAAGGCUGCAAUCAUUGUUGUCUUUACAUCAUCUGGUGGAGCAGCAAGGUUGAUUGCAAAAUAUAGGCCAUCAGUUCCAGUAUUGGCUGUUGUUGUUCCUCGACCUAGAUCAAAUUCAUUGAAAUGGACAUUCACUGGAUCAUUUCAGGCUAGGCAAUUACUUGGUUUCAGAGGAGUCUUUCCAUUUUUGGCAAGUCCUGAUAUGGCUACUGCACAAGGCUCUGGUGAAGAACCAAGGUUGAAAUUGGCCCUUAAUUAUGGCAAAUCUGUGGGAUUGCUCAAACACAAUGACCAGGUUGUUGUGUUUCAAAAAGUUGGGGACUCAUCAGUUGUCAAGAUUGUUGAGAUUCAUGACUAGGUUAUGACUUACGAUCGAAAAUCACCAGAUUCCUUUUUUCUUUUUGUAUUUGCAGUCAAUUCCACUACUUUUCUGGUGUACCUCCAACCUAAUAUUAUAUUUAUGUUAUGUGUAUUAGAAC